This is a messenger RNA of Rhagoletis pomonella (apple maggot), 820 nucleotides long. RefSeq names its product protein FAM151B-like. The record is from RefSeq and is a predicted model, not a curated record. The transcript has 3 exons. Lineage: Eukaryota; Metazoa; Arthropoda; Insecta; Diptera; Tephritidae. The annotation marks the transcript as partial.
GCGACAUCAAUAUGAUUGAGGCUGAUAUUGUGCUUGGCAGACUGAACAACACUGGCGAUGAAUUGCCGGUGAUGGCUCAUCCACCAGCGAAUUCCUCGGACUUGUCAUUAUGCGAUGCGAAGGCCGUGAAAUUGGAUUUUAAGUCAAUUGAAGUAUUCGAAGGCUCGUUGGAUAUUUUAAGUCAAUUGAUACCAUUGAUGUCCCAUCCUGUUUGGCUAAAUGCUGACAUCUUUGGCGGACCCGUUAAUCAAUCUAAUACGGUGCCAGUUGAUCCAGAGCGUUUCUUCACCGGCGCCGCAAAAUUCGAAACAGCCGUACUCUCGAUUGGCUGGACAACACUUUGGGGCGCCAAUUACACAGAGGGCUACUAUACAGAGCAUGAAAUCGAUGAGAUGUUGGUGGCCAUCAAAAACAACAACGUCACCGCCAAACAGCAUCCAAUCACAUUCCCGGUGCACGCCGGCAUCGCCGCCAACAGUUUGUACCAACUGUAUGGACUAGUGGCUGCUGUUAAUGAGACGAAUGAAAGUUCCAUCACUAUUUGGUCUUCGGCGAAUGAUUUUGUUGAUGUACAGAAAUUACGUAAAUUAAUUUUCUCAUUAGGUUUUGAUCGCGUCUACUUGGAUGUACCCGAUGAUUUGGCCGACCAGUUAGACUUAGGACGUGCAGACACAGACAAAGCCUCUGCCAGGCUACCUUCUUUGCUCAGUUUUAGCAUGGUCAGCGCCUGUUUGGUUUUGGCCAGCAUGUGGAUUAAUCGUGUUAGACUAUAAUUUUAUUUCAAUAUUAAAAUAAUUUAUAAUACAUACAUACAUACUUA